Ostreobium quekettii is the source of this 1440-nucleotide messenger RNA. NCBI's taxonomy places the organism in Eukaryota, Viridiplantae, Chlorophyta, Ulvophyceae, Bryopsidales, Ostreobiaceae. The record is from the annotation of a GenBank genome assembly.
AUGGGCCAGAAUCUCGCGCUGAACGUCGCGGAGAAGGGGUUCCCGAUCUCGGUGUACAACCGGUCGUUCAGCAAGACGGAGGCCGUGGUGGAGCGGGCAGCCAAGGAGGGGGUGGCGGACAGGUUGGCCGGCUACCCAGACGUGGCGUCGUUCGUUGCAUCGCUGGAGAGGCCAAGGCGCGUGGUGCUGCUUGUGAAGGCCGGCCCGCCCGUGGACGCCACGAUCGACGCGCUGCUGGAGCACCUGGAGCCCGGCGACCUGAUCGUGGACGGCGGCAAUGAGUGGUACGAGAACACGGAGCGGCGGCAGGCCAGGGCGGCGGAGGCCGGCGUGCUGUACAUGGGGAUGGGCGUCUCCGGCGGGGAGGAGGGCGCGCGCAACGGGCCGUCGAUGAUGCCAGGGGGCCCCGUGGAGGGGUACCGGCUGAUGGAGGACAUCGUGAGCCGGGUGGCCGCCCAGGUGGACGACGGUCCCUGCGUGACGUACAUCGGCCCAGGGGGCGCGGGGAACUACGUCAAGAUGGUGCACAACGGGAUCGAGUACGGGGACAUGCAGCUGAUCUCGGAGGCCUACGACGUGCUCAAGACGAUCGGCGGGCUGAGCAACGAGGACAUGGCGGCCGUGUUCGCGGAGUGGAACGCCGGAGAGCUGGAGAGCUUCCUGAUCGAGAUUUCGUCGAUUAUCCUGGGCAAGAGGGACGAAAUGGGUGAGGGCUACCUGGUGGACCAGAUACUGGACAAGACUGGCAGCAAGGGCACUGGCAAGUGGACCGUGCAGGAGGCCGCGGAGCUGGCCACUGCUGCGCCCACGAUCGCCGCAUCGCUGGACGCACGCUACAUGAGCGCCCUGAAGGGCGAGAGGGAGGCGGCGGAGGGGUUCUAUGGAGAGGUGGGCCUGGGGGGCCCUGCUGCGCCCCCGGAUGUGGACAAGCAGACGCUGGUGGAGGACGUGCGGCAGGCACUGUACGCCUCCAAGAUCUGCAGCUACGCACAGGGGAUGAGCAUCAUCCAAGCCAAGAGCGAGGAGAAGGGGUGGGGGGUGGAUGUGGGUGAGCUGGGGCGCAUAUGGAAGGGCGGGUGCAUAAUCCGGGCAAAGUUCCUGGAGCGGAUAAAGCAGGCGUACGUGAGGGACCCCAAGCUGGCCAACCUGCUGGUGGACAGGCCGUUUGCGGAGGAGCUGGUGUCCCGGGAGCAGUCCUGGAGGCGGGUUGUGCAGCUGGCCGUGGGCGCGGGGGUUGCCGUGCCCGGGAUGACCUCCAGUCUGGCGUACUUCGACGCCUACAGGCGGGGCAGGCUGCCGGCCAACCUGGUGCAGGCGCAGAGGGACUUCUUCGGGUCGCACACCUACCAGAGGGUGGACAGGGAGGGCUGGUUCCACACUGUGUGGGACGAGUCCUUCGCCAGCGCAGACUCCAUCACGACCACGAGUUACAGCAAUUAG